Messenger RNA from Neoarius graeffei (lesser salmon catfish), 3401 nucleotides. Its product is annotated as NLR family CARD domain-containing protein 3-like. Gene Ontology annotation, molecular function: protein binding. The transcript has 12 exons. Lineage: Eukaryota; Metazoa; Chordata; Actinopteri; Siluriformes; Ariidae. The record is from RefSeq and is a predicted model, not a curated record. The coding region runs from base 55 to 3327 and encodes 1090 amino acids.
GAAAGUGUUUUCAGGUGAAAGUCAGCAGGAGUUUUUUUUUGUGAUCAGAAAAACAUGUGGCUCUUGAGGAAGAAAAAAAAAUCAUCAGAUGAAACGAAGGAAAGGCCCGUCUCACCUGGACCCAGCUGUGUGUCCUUUCAGAGUGACAACUCAAUGACAGAGCCUCUCCGGUUUACAGAUGGAGCAUCCUCUGUGGAAAGAACCCCAAAACAGGAACCAGAAAACAGCUGCAGAAAUUUGAUAGAGUCCGUAUUCCAGCUGGAGCACAAAGUCAUCACAUUGGUGAAGAAUGAACUGAACAAUUUAAAGAAGCUACUGAGUGCUGAUUACUCAGAAUGCUCUGAGAAGGAGGAGAAAGCAGAGGAGGAGGAUCUGGACCGUAUUAGAGAGAGUGUGCUGAAGAUCACACUGCGUAUCCUGAAGAACCUGAAGCAGAAAGAUCUCGCUCACCAACUGCAGAUCAAGCUGGCCUCUGUAUAUCAGCGAAAACUCAAAUCCAGACUUGGAGAUAAAUUUAAAAGGAUAAAUGAAGGAAUCUCCCAGCAUGGGACAUCAGUACUUCUGAAUCAGAUCUACACAGAGCUCUACAUCACAGAGGGCUGGAGUGAAGACAUCAGUGAUGAACAUGAGGUGAGACAGAUUGAGACAGUGUCCAGGAGACCAGUAACAGAGGAGAAACCCAUCAAAUGUAAUGAUCUCUUUAAAGACACGUCCAUCAGAAGUGUGCUGACUAAAGGAGUUGCUGGAAUUGGAAAAACUGUCUCUGUGCAGAAGUUCAUUCUGGACUGGACUGAAGGGAAAGUGAAUCAGGACGUCACCUUCAUGUUUCCACUUCCCUUUAGAGAGCUGAAUCUGAUGAAGCAGCAAAACCUCAGUCUGAUGAAUCUUCUUCAUCAGUUUUUCCCUGAUAUUAAGGACCUAGAAGUAAUAGAGAGUGAUACCUACAAAAUCCUGUUGAUCUUCGAUGGUCUGGAUGAGUGUCGACUUCCUCUAGAUUUCCAGAACAAUAAGAGAUUGUGUGAUGUGACCGAGUCGGCCUCAGUGGAUGUGCUGUUGACGAACCUCAUCAAGGGGAAUCUGCUUCGCUCUGCUCUCCUCUGGAUAACCACUCGACCAGCAGCAGCCAAUCAGAUCCCUUCUGAGAGUGUAGACCAGGCAACAGAGAUACGAGGGUUCAGUGAUCCUCAGAAAGAGGAGUACUUCAAGAAGAAGAUCAGUGAUCGGAGCCUGGCCAAUAAAAUCAUCACACACAUGAAGUCUUCAAGAAGCCUCUACAUCAUGUGCCACAUCCCAGUCUUCUGCUGGAUCUCAGCCACUGUUCUCGAAAGAAUGUUAGGUGAAGCAGAGAGUGGAGAGAUCCCCAAGACUCUGACUCAAAUGUUCACACACUUCCUUAUCUUUCAGAUCAAACACAAGGAACAAAAGUACCAUGGAACAUAUGACCCUGAUUCUCAGCAGACCAGAGAGAGUAUCCUGGCACUGGGAAAACUGGCUUUCCAACAACUGGAGAAAGGAAACCUGAUCUUCUAUGAGGAAGACCUGAGAGAGUGUGGCAUUGGUGUUCGAGAAGUGGCAGUGUACUCAGGGGUGUGUACUCAGAUCUUCAGAAAAGAAUCAGGACUCUACCUGGGGAAGAUGUUCAGCUUUGUGCAUCUGAGCAUUCAGGAGUUUUUGGCUGCGUUGUAUGCAUUUCUCUGCUUUCUUGACAAAACUCCAACAAAAGAGCAAACUACUGCUCUGUCUGGUCUUUUCAACACAUCAGAAAUGUCUGACUUCCUCAAAGGUGCAGUGGACCAGGCCUUACAGAGUGACACCGGACACUUGGAUCUUUUCCUUCGCUUCCUUCUGGGCCUCUCAGUGGAGUCCAAUCAGAAGCUCAUUCGAGAUCUGCUGCCACACACAGGAAGCAGCUCUGACUGCCAGAAGGACAUAGUUGAGUACAUCAAAUUCAAGUUUGAACAAAAUCCAUCUCCAGAGAGAUUAAUAAACCUUUUCUACUGUCUGAAUGAGUUAAAUGAUGAUUCACUCGUGAAAGAGAUCCAAAGUUACAUGAGCUCAGGACGUCUCUCUGAAGCUGAACUCUCACCUGCUCAGUGGUCUGCUCUGGUCUUUGUGUUGCUGACAUCAGAUGAGGAUCUGGAAGUGUUUCAGCUACAGAAGUUCAUAAAGUCAGAUGAAUGCUUUAAGAGGCUGCUACCAGUCGUCCAGCAAGCCACAACAGUUCUGCUCAGUGAUUGUAACCUGACAGAGAGAAGCUGCUCAGCUUUACACACAGUUCUCAGCUCUGAAUCCUCCAAACUGACUGAGGUGGAUCUGAGCAGUAACCAUCUAGAGGACUCAGGAGUGAAGCAGCUUUGUGUUGGACUGGAGAGUCCAAACUGUAAACUGGAGAAACUGAGACUGUGUAACUGCAGUGUAGCAGCUGAAGGCUGUGCUGCUUUGGCUGCAGCUCUGGAAGAAAAUCCCUCACAGCUCAGAGAGCUGGAUCUGAGCGGGAAUAAAGCAGGAGACUCAGGAAUAAAGCACAUCUCGAACCUCCUACAGAAUUCACACUGCCUCCUGGAAACACUCAAACUUUCAGACUGCAGUAUAACAGAGGAAGGAUACACUGCUCUGGCUGAAGCUCUGAGACUAAACCCAUCAUCACACCUGAGAGAGCUGGAUCUCAGAGGGAACGACCCUGGAGCAUCAGGAGUCCAACAACUUACUGACUGCAAAACUAACAAACUGACACUCAGGUUGUUGAAAAGUGCUGAAGCAGAGGAAGCCUACAACCUUCUUACUCGAAUGUUCAGUAAAAACCCCUUACUGCACACGGAGCUGGAUCUGAGCUCCAGAAAAUUAACAGACGUCAGCGUGGAUCAGCUCUCGGCUCUGCUGCAGGAUCCACAUUACAGACUGCAGAAACUUACACUGAGGAACAGCGUCAGUGAGAAAGCCUGCACUGCUUUGGCUUCAGCUCUCUGUACAAAUCCAUCACACAUCAGAGAGCUGGAUCUGAGUGGGUGUAAACUGGGAGACUCAGGAGUGGAGAAGCUCUGUGAUCUACUGAAGAAACAUGAGUGUAAACUGGAGACACUGCAUGUGGUAAAACUGAGCAGUUUUACCAUGGAGGAGUGGGGACUUUGCCGUUUCCUCCCCCCAACUUGCCCCUGGGAGAACCGCUGCCUCCACGGGCGGCCGGUGCCGCUGGGGGGCCGCCCGCGCGACCUCGGCUCCCGACAAAAGAUUGGAUCUAGGGCUGACUUUCAAUGGAUCGCAGCGAUGGAGCUGCUCUGCCACUCACGACACCCCGGCCCAGAAUCAGGGAAAAAUACCGCGUGCUGACGUCAUUAAGACUGUGGAACAGCGUCAGUGAGAGAUCCUGCACUGCUUUGGCUUCAGCUCUCUGUACAAAUCCA